Oreochromis aureus is the source of this 1982-nucleotide messenger RNA. RefSeq lists its product as uncharacterized. NCBI's taxonomy places the organism in Eukaryota, Metazoa, Chordata, Actinopteri, Cichliformes, Cichlidae. The transcript is spliced from 5 exons. Gene Ontology annotation, biological process: response to bacterium. The coding region runs from base 80 to 736 and encodes 218 amino acids. The record is from RefSeq and is a predicted model, not a curated record.
AUUUGUGUGUGCUUAUAGUAAAAACCACACCUUUUCAGACCUUUGUGUAGAGCUCCAUUUCAGGGGCAUCGUAGGCACAAUGUGGAAAUGUCACUCUCUCACAGUUUUAUUUCUCCUCAGCCUCGGUUGGAUCUCCUUCUCUGUUUCUGAUUCUCAGACUUUGGAGGUUCAGUCUGGAGAAGAAGUCACGCUGCUGUGCUCCAACUUUUCCAAUUCUCCCACAGAGAUAUUCUGGUUCAGAGUGACCAAGAGAUCUGAACUCCACUGUAUCUGCUCUAUGUUCCAGCCUCAUGAGCCUGUUUCAUUCUGCACAGGACUUCAAAGUGGAAAAUUUGAAAUGAGCACCAACAUAUCCACUGUGUUUCUCAAAAUCAAACAAGUGGAUUUAUUGGACUCGGGGCUGUAUUUCUGUGGAAAAUACUUAAGCAAAUAUGCAGUUAUUGUUGAUACAACAAAUGUAGAGGUCCAAGACGUGUUUGAUGGAUUACCAAAGAUGAUGAGUGUGGUCCUGGGUGCUCUGACAGUUUUUCUCAUUAUGGCCGUCAUCUAUCUGGCUGCUAAAAUCAAACAUCUCCAGAAAGUACCUCACACUGGAGAACAGAAUCUACAGGAAGAGAGCCGGCGCUCAGACCCGGAUUAUGCUGCUGUGACAUUUCAUCCAAAAACAGAAAGUCACCACAGGCUGGCAUCAGUCAGAGAAGUGAACCCAGAUGUUAUUUAUUCCUCAACUAGAUAGAAUCAGAAAACAUCUGGAACUCUGUGGAACUGAGGUUUUAUUAUGGAUUUUCUGAUGUUUGUUUGGUGGAUUUCCAUAGCUGAAAAAAAAAAGAUUUUAUGAAUAAAAGUUGGACAAAAAUGAACAAAAAGAAAAAAAAAUUCUUAAUUUCUUAGUAUGUGCUAUUAUUUUAAUUGCAUGUUUUUUUCUUUAUAAUUCUAGUAAUGGCAGAACAUGUCUUUGUUUCAUAUAGUCCUGUAAACCUGAUUGAUUGUUGUCUAGUUUUACUUUUUGCCACUAUUCUUCACUGCCGUUAGCAUGAGACAACGUCUGGGUAUUGUCCUGAUAAGAUAGCACACGAUGUCACAGGAGAUCUCCUCCCAGAUUCAGAUAGAGGUGAUCUGUGAUCUCCUGAACAGUGUGUGUACUGGCAGCAUUGGAUAUGUGAUAUGUAACAUCCCAGAGGCUUUAAAUUUUAGGUCUGGAGAAAUUAAGACCCAGUUAAUGUCUUUGCACUGCCUAGCCAGCUGGUCACAUAAAACCAGGCACUGUCCUUGGUCAAAAGGAAUUCAGUCAGCUGCCCCACAUGAGGUCUGAAAUAAGCUCUACAGUCUGAGGAACCACUCAGUACCACCCAGUCAGGGUACCACUGGGUAGCAGGUCGGGGUCUGUAUGUCCCUUCAUGGAUGUGCCACCCCAAAUCAUCACCGCCAUGCUGCCAAACUGGUGCAGGUGAUAUCUCUUACAAUUCUCUUUUUAAACUGCACAGAUUACUGAGAGCCAAAUAUUCAGUUACACAUACAAAAUUUGCAGCAGAUAUUAAGCUUACCCACAGUGUGUGGUUUGGUCUAUGCUGUAUUCUAAACAACAGGAAGAAGAGCGUUCACCAGCAUGCUAGCAUUUCCUGCAUCUUUCACAAUUUAGCCACAAAGGACAGUAGAUAAAGUGAUAACUGACUGUGCUCAUGCUGUUUUCUCAAGCAUGGUGGUCCAUUAGUUCUGGAGAAUGUGUUAAAGAUCAGACAUGCAACACUUUCACAUCCCGCAGGUUUUUAAUAUUGUUUACUGAAUGGAUUUUACUCCAAUAUAACCAACAAUACACAAAAAGAAAAGGUUCUAAAGUCCUCAUAGUCAUCUUACUGUUCUGUGACCAUGGCAGAUAACUUGUCUCUACAAAUAUUCUAGACUUACAAUCCCUCUUUGUCAAAAAGCAUGCAGACUGCAGUCAUGUUAUCUGUACUGUUGUUUGAAGUCUUUACAGAAUUAAA